This is a messenger RNA of Portunus trituberculatus (swimming crab), 3541 nucleotides long. RefSeq lists its product as uncharacterized. Lineage: Eukaryota; Metazoa; Arthropoda; Malacostraca; Decapoda; Portunidae. Bases 1428 to 2885 code for a protein of 485 amino acids. Gene Ontology annotation, biological process: calcium-ion regulated exocytosis; regulation of calcium ion-dependent exocytosis; regulation of dopamine secretion. Gene Ontology annotation, molecular function: SNARE binding; calcium-dependent phospholipid binding; calcium ion binding. The transcript has 8 exons. The record is from RefSeq and is a predicted model, not a curated record.
UGUCUUAACUACUUCCAACCCAAAGCCGCUAGAUUAUUCAAGGAAAUCUUACUGUAACCCAAUUCUCUAUGUCAGCGCCAGGGAUACCGUAACCAGUUUUAUAUGAUGGCGCCAAGCAUUCAUUGUUAGCUUUUUUUUUUUUAUGAUGAGGAAAGGUAUAAAUUGAACAUUCAUUGUCGGUUUGGAGACGAAUUUCAAACACACGGUCUGUAUAUCUGUCUGUAUGUGAAAUUUUGUCCUUGAUCAGAGCAACAUUGGAUAAUUCUGCUAAUUACAAUAUAUACGUUUCAAACACACAUACAUACAUAUCCAGAUGAUAACCUUACUUUGUCGACGACGAGACGAGUAAGGUGACACCGUUCUUGGAAAUCAGGUUGUUGUUAUAGCUUUAGGCAGGACAUCCGCCCGUUGGAGGAAAUGUGGGAAGACAGCCCGCUACGCAGUGAGGGAAACGACGCAGAAGGAAGAAACGCCUCGAGAGGAGAAAACGCUUGUGCCGCGAACGAAAAUCUACGGUUCCCCAUGGCCUGCUGUCUAUAACUUUCCAGAACAGGCUUCUAAACUUGCCCCGCCGAUACCUACAUCGUCCAUCACCCUUCAGCUGAGGCAAGAAAACACCACGGAAGGAGGAUGAAUAUUUUUGCGGCUGAUAUCGGAACAGAGUUCCGGCGAAGUGACCUCCAGACCGAAGUCGUCCUCGUCGGCCCCCACCAGUGUUACUCCCUGGCGUAUUCCACCAAAAUAAAGACAAAAAAAGGAAAUGAAUGAAAAACUAGAGUGGGCUACCUUGUCUGACUGCCAAACAACGCCCGCGCGUGCCAGGUGUGACACCCUGCGGUAUAGUAACUCUCCAUUGGUCUCUAGUGUCACGCUCACUUUCACUGCGCAUACCUCUAUUUACGAAAACAUGUACGCUUUAAUAUCAGAAAACUCAAAAUAAUUACAAACAUAGAGUUAUCAUACACACAACGACAAUUAGUGAAUACGAGAAGAAAAUAAACGAAACUGUUGAAAGUGCGAUGUGGCAGCUCUCCGUCCCGGGACGGAGAGGUAACCUAAACGCGACACUCCCAUCUCACCUGCCAGUUUAGAGUCGACCGCCGACCAGCGGCGUCCCUCCAGCAAGCUCCUACAACUCACCAACUUUGUGAGGGAAUUGUGGACUCUUAACUCGUGCCUUCUACAUCUUCAUUUUCUUUGAUACUCCUUGCGCACCUUGAGUGAAGUCAAAUGGAAACGAAAUUUUGAAUAACUUUUAGAGUGAAUUUAGUCGCAUUGCUUGUGGCUAAAUAAAUACUGUCGAUCCAUUUCUGAUUAAAAGUGAAAAUUUGCAUUACAAUCCAACAAAAACACUUACAUAGACGUGAUCUUUCCUAAUUAAUGGUGGUUUGAAGAAAAUUUAUAGCACGCUCUUACGGCCCAUCACAAUGCCGCCCGUGCCUCAACACGAUGCGUGGACGGGCAGCGACGAGACCAGCGGGGAGACAGAAUUAGUAGUGUCUCCUGUUCCAGAAGUCUUCCUUUCCCACCUGCCGCAACACUUCCAGGAUCCAGACAGCCCUAACCUACACAUGCUGCAGCACCACGACACCAGCAGAAGCACACAAAAACCAACAUUGAGAAGUCAGACCACGAGAUCGACUCUCAGAGCCUUUAGGUUAUCUACUGGAACGCCUGUCAACGACCAGAAAGCUGGAGUUCUUCGUCCCACCAGAGUCACGGCUUUAGAGGAUGUAAUGCAGGAUAAUGGCAGGAACACUGACACCGCACACUUCAGUCCACAACAGACUAGUGUUGCACCAAAGGAAAACACAAAUCCUUCCACAACAUCUUUGCCUCCCAGAGCAGCUCCCAGAAUUCCUGACAGUCUCCGUCCCCCCCCUCCUAUGGAUGCUGUGGCUAAUACGAGAGACAGUGUGGACAGGGGCUCCGUCCAAGCUGUGAGAAGCGAGGGGCAGGAUGUUCGCGUGAGCACCCGCAGCCAUGGAAAUUGGCGAGGGAUGGAAACUACGAAGCCACCGAGAUCUACUACAGUCACAAGUAAAAGGCUUGACCCAGGAUUUCUAAAGCUUCCGGGUCACGAACCAGAAGCCCCCGCCGACCUGGUCCUCGUCCACCACGAUAGAGCCAUCGACACACGCAACCAAACCGGCUUAAAUGGAAUAUUCGUCAAAGAUGAAACCACCGACAUUACGCCAGAAGCUGCCACGGCGCUCAUUCUGGUGGGCAUCUGCAUCGUGUUCCUGGUCUUCAUUUGCUUUAUCCUCUUCGUCCAAAAGAUCCGUCGACAGAAGCUGGAGAGGAAGGUGGAACAAUCUGGCGGCGAACCUGUCAAGCCCCAGACGACCUACGAGGCUACAAAUUCCACGCUACACCCUCAUCCCCUAUCGCUGCUGCCCCCGGCUCUCCUGCACGCCCUUGCUCUCGCCACUGCCAACCGAGAGAAUGAUCCUGCUUUCGCUUCUUUCCUCACCAUGGAGCCGCCCUCCAAGAACAGCAACAGUGUGGGGCGUUUAUGGUUCUGUGUCUACUACGAUUACGUGCAGUGCAACCUAGUGCUUCGUGUGCUGCAUGCUAGGUACACUAAGGGUCGUGGAUCAAGCACCAAUCCAGGAGAGGUGUGGGUGGAAGCUUGUGUGCUCACUCCUAUGAACAAUAUAAAGGCGUCCUCUAAGACCAGCACUCGCCGGGCCUCCUCAGCACCGGUCUUCAAUCAAACAUUCAGAUUUGAGGUCGAGGACGACGAGGUAACGCAAUACCUGCUUCGGCUGACCAUGUACGAUCGCCACCCACAGAAUGGAGAGAAGGCUGUGGGUGCCGUCAUCGUGCCACUGAACGCUGUAGACCUCUGCUCUGAUGCUACCAUGUCCAGAGACCUACAGUGAUCCUCGCAAAAUAUAAUACGUUCAAUUUAUUUGUCCGUUGUACAACGCAAGUGUGAGGUCUGCUGCCAUACGGUGGGUCUCCCACGAUGCCUCAGCCACCUGACACUACCUGCGGCAUUUGAUCCUACUGAUCCGCACCACAAUGCAUUUCUGGGACGCGUGUGUCCAUGACAUUAAUUUAAAAAAAAAGUGGAAAGAGGCUUCGGGGACCUGAAUGAACUUGACGACAACUUUGUUAACACAUGUGAAGCUGUAAUGUGUGACACAGGUACAGAACAGGUGCCCCUCUCGCCCCUGUGUUGUCUUUCACUCAUUGUAACAGUGGAUAAGUAUUUCAUACUAGUCUUCUAGAAGGUCAGAUAACCUCGUACCUGGUUCCUGAUUACAUUGUAAGCAUGUUAAGAGACCACCGCUGGAGAAAAUGAUACUGUGCAAUACUGUCUGGCUUCUUCACUAUUCAUUAGGUUAUUGUAUUGUAAAUACGUGAGAAAGCCAUUGCAAGCGUAAGACGGGCUUGCCUUCAUACAGACCCAAAGAGUUCAGAAGUUCCCAUAGAAUGUAAUACACAGCGUGUGUGUGUGUGUGUGUGUGUGUGUGUAAUUCACCUCGGUCGUCUGGUGUGUGUGUGUGUGUGUGUGUGUGUGUGUGUGUGUGUG